AUGUAUGCCAUACUAUAUUCUAAAACACGCACCCAAGAGAACUGCGAUUUAAAGAAAAAGUACAGAAACAUCGCUAACAAAGAACGGAGAAAGGCAAUGCGAGUAUACUGGGUGAUAAAGUCUGACGAGUUAAAGAACAAACCAACUGCAUUUUAUAAUUCCUGUCAAACCAUUUACCAGUGAAAACCGCAAAGAACUGACAGCAAUAAGUUUAAGAACAAAUGAAGGAGUGAUAAUAAAGAACCAACUUGUGAUUGCAGAAACUCUGGCUGACUAUUUCUCGACUGCAGCAAUUAAUAUAGGAGGUAAUCAUGUUAAAGACCUUGUGCAAAGUCACCAUUGUAAUCACAUUAGUGUCACGUCUAUGGUAAACAAGGAUUACAAAAACAUUGAAAUACAGAUAGAUGUUCAGAUAAUUAUAAAUACUAACCAUAUUAGACUGCUGGGUGUAGAUAUUGACGAAAGUAUUAACUUUACCUAUCAUAUUAGUGAACUUUGUAAGAAGACCAGCCGAAAAGUCGGGGUUCUAAUGCGACUGCGUAAUCUUAUUCCAGGCUCAGCUAUAUUAACAAUCUAUAAGUCAUCUAUUCUCCCAUACCUCACAUACUGUCACGUGGUAUGGCAUUUUUGUAAGGCCUCUGAUAGUAGAAAGGUAGAGCGCAUUCAAGAACGAAAACUAAAAAGAAGUAUGUAGAAGCAAGUCGGAAUCAUAUGACACGCUUAAGAAAUCGCAGAUUACAAAAUAUUGCAAGUAUAAAGUAAAAAAUAUAUGUAUAAAGUAAAAAAUAUAUGUAUAUAUGUAUAAAGUAAAAAAUCAUGCAAUUGGCACCAUAUCGUGCAGCUGAAAUCUUCCGGGUUAAAAAAAGGACGGUAUUCAAGGCGAAACAGUGUUUUUGAUAUACCCAGAUUCCAAUCAGUUGCUUUUGGUAUGCAUUCGCUAUGUUACUUUAGCCCAGUACUGUUCAAAGUUGGAUAGCUAUAUUAAAAGAUUAUCCAGCCUUGCGAUAUUUAAGAACAUGAUUCGCAAAUUAGACACUUUGAAAUAUUAUCACAAUUUAAAAAAUUAAAACUUGUUCUGGAUAUUUUUUUAGAAAGCUUCAUGAUCGAGAUAAUUUAAAUUUUUGUCUUUGUUUUUUAGAUUAAGUUUAUAAUAGACUGCGCGAUUGCACUAUUAAGUGUAGUAGUGUAGACUUGUAAACAAGUAUAUCUGCUUUUCGUCUCGUAUUUUUCAGAGGUGAUUUCGUUUUAAUUUUACUGUCUAGAUUGUGUAGACUUGUAUACAGUACGUCUGCUUCUCGUUUUGUAUUCUUCAGAAGUCGUUUUAUUUUAAUUUUAUUGUCUGGACUAAAGUUGGAGUAUUGUGCGGAUAAAGGAAAUGUGAUCAUGAUCAAAAUAAGUGAUGCUUGGAACAUAAAUAAAUUAAUAAAUUUCUAUAAAUUUCUUGCAGAGAAAGCAGGUGUCAAUUUUCCCGCCUCUUUUGUUAGUAGAAGAGCAACAUUUAGAGAUAAGCUGCUGCAAAUUGUUGGGGACGUUGUAGAAUGUGUACAGUCGUUUGUGAGGGGGCCAUCUAAUCCAAACACCCUUCUUAUUCCCAAAUUGCCAAUGUUGCUACAUCUCAGCUAUGCAGUGAAAAAUUAGCAGUUGACGACGACUUGCUUACUAUGCCUGCGUUUCAAUGCAGUGACGAUAUUUUUCUGUCCCUUGGCCAUGUUGCGUUUAAGAUACGCGUUGAUUUAAGAGGCAAGCCAGGUUUUGAAGAACUUGAUGGACGCCUAAGCAUGUUGGAAUCGGAAGCACGCUGCAUUAAUUUACCAGAUCAAAAGAUCUUGUUAAUCUUUUCCACAAAGCCGGCCAUAUUCUAAGUUAUGACCAGAGAAGAUACCCGUUUCGCAGAAAGUGUUUUAAUCUCGUUGGAUCCAAAUACUGGCACUAUAGUUCCACUCAAUUUAAAGCAGGGUAAUUUUAUCCAUUUCUUGGCGGAUAACAUUGACAUACUAGAUGAAACUAUGGAUGGCAAGAAUACGUUUCAUCUCACACAAAUAACAUCAUGGCAUCGCGCAGUUACUGAACGGUGUUGGACCAUCGAAGAAACGAAUCCUCGAUGUUCCUGAAUCAAUAGAUAGAGUCGAUCCAGUGUCUCUGGUGUUUAUCAAGGCAGUGAAGACAACGUGGUUUAACUCUAUUGAAGAAGAUGAAGAGAAACGCACAUUAGAAGCUACAGAUUUAGCAUUUCACGUACUUAGAUGGAAUGUCGUGAUAAAGAGUGGUUGUACCACAUUUAACAAGUUCAUAUGUCCCUCUCAGCAAGCAAAUGUAACAAAAACAGGAUAUAUGCCAAUUUGCGGCAAGCACCAGCACAGAAAUUCGACGCACUUAAUGCAGUUGUUAAAAGGUGUAUGCUCGUCUCUAGCAAGCUUGGUCAAUGCUACACGGUAA
Messenger RNA from Paramuricea clavata, 2436 nucleotides. NCBI's taxonomy places the organism in Eukaryota, Metazoa, Cnidaria, Anthozoa, Malacalcyonacea, Plexauridae. The record is from the annotation of a GenBank genome assembly.